GAGGGAGGGUCACAUGAAUGUAUUUCAAUACAACAAAACUUCGAGGUCAAUAUAAUAUAAUAUAUAUCGAGUUGUAGUUGUGCUCGGCUACACAUCAGUGUAAUUGAAAGCAUAUUUAAAGGUGGCAUAUGCUAUAUAGUACACACGAAGGCCUUAUUUGAAUAUGAAGGGUGCUAGCAGAUCAAUUAUACUAGCGUUAACGCUAUAUGCAGGGUUCCUAACCUACCACAAUGUGUAUAUAUACCCAGCUAGCUCAGCUGCGUCGAAAAACUCGCACCUCACAGAUCCGGUUAAUCACAGCACCUGCCCUAAAUGCGACAACACAGACGCAAAGAACAACCCCAAGGACACUCUACCUGUGGGUGGCUCUGGGGCGUUAACUCGCGAUACAGAGGUGCACAAACAUAUCAGUCUACCCCCAACCCCAGCGGAUUUAAUGGACGCUGGAACGAGACAGUUGUACUGUUUUGAGUUGCAUGGUAUUGCAAGUACGGAUAACAUCCAGGUUGUGGAUGUGAAGGGUGUUAGAAGUACUGAGCGAAACCUUAAGAUGGCACUCUACAAAAGUCAGACGGAUAUUGUCAGUGGCUCCUUAAAAAACGAAGGCGCGUGGGAGUAUGAAUUGGUGAAGAACUUUUGGCGUCGAGUGACCGCAGCGAAGGAGUCCCCAAAGACUGGCAUCUUUCUGGAUGUAGGUGCCAAUGUAGGGUACUGGACGCUGGUUGGGUUAGAUCUGGGCUACAGUGUACUGGCAGUCGAGCCUAUGCAUGAGAAUGUGCGUCUGUUAAAGAUCACCCAGUGCUUGAACCCGCAGUUUGAAGGGAAGCUCACUGUGCUCCCGAUUGGCCUGGGUGUGAAAAAGGCAACAUGUCAUGUCAUGAGCGAUAAUAAGAAUGUGGGCGACGGCCAUACGAUCUGCGGCGCAGAGGCCCUUCAAGCCUUCAAGGACGGCGACACUCUCAAUCAGUACAGUGAGCGUUCACUCGUCAAUAUUGCCAAACUAGACGAUAUACUAGACACCACACAGACCCCCAUCGCCGGGAUGAAGAUUGACAUCGAGGGCUUUGAGCGCUUUGCCCUGUCCAAAGAAGGAUCGGACCGGUUCUUCUCGGGCCUGCACCCGCCCAAGGUGAUUGGGUGCGAAUUGUACCACUGCUUUAGCGGGAAGGACUGUGACGCCGGGGAUAGGGAGUUCAUCGACCUCAUGACCGAGCGAGGGUUCCACAUGCAGCACCCCAUUUCCUGGUCCAAUACGGCCGAUAAGUUCGAGUUUUCGGACCGGAUUGCCCUGAUGUCGGAUACCUUCCUCAUUCGGGAGUGAACUAUGGGGCGGGGGUGGUUUAGCGUGUUUCGUAUACCUCAUUCAUUUCGUAUGGAAGUAUAUAUAUAUAUAUAUGGAAGGUGAUGCCGGAGGUCGCGCGCGUAGAUUAUAGUCCUCGUCCGUUUGACCACAUGUAUUCUGAGUUGCCCCUAUCGAUGCAUCGAUGAGACGACAGGAAGAGUGCGCCAUUCGCACCAUCCGGUUGCCAUGACAACAACGGACAAGCCAACGGAUUGGAAAUCCAGCCCCAUGGGGUGUGCGCUGGUGAUACGUACCGAAACGGGACACUGCGACGUAUAAGAGAGAGCGGAUAGAGAAAAAGCUUUGUCAGUGUUUGUCGUAUGGCCGACGGUGAUCUCGGGGGGUAUACG
Molecule: messenger RNA, 1692 nt
Organism: Sphaeroforma arctica JP610
Lineage: Eukaryota; Ichthyosporea; Ichthyophonida
Exons: 4
Coding region: 164-1321 (385 amino acids)
Source: RefSeq, a predicted model, not a curated record